Molecule: messenger RNA, 1686 nt
Organism: Glycine soja
Lineage: Eukaryota; Viridiplantae; Streptophyta; Magnoliopsida; Fabales; Fabaceae
Product: protein ANTAGONIST OF LIKE HETEROCHROMATIN PROTEIN 1-like
Exons: 1
Coding region: 194-1414 (406 amino acids)
Source: RefSeq, a predicted model, not a curated record
CCUUCCAAACUACUUUUUGCUUUACACAAAUCAGCAAAUUUAUUUAAUGAUUUUAUUGAUAAAUCUAAUGGUUAAAAGUUAAUGAUCCACAGUAAAUCACAUGACGAAGUCGUUCACCUUAUAUGUUUUGUGAUCCCUACAUUUUCAACAGUGAAGAAAUCAGCAUUGGCAACACAAAACCACACCCUCUGGCAUGGCCAAAAAGCGCAAGCCCAAGAAGAAACCCCAGAAUCACAAUGUAAACCAAAGCCAAAACGUGGCCGCUUUGAUUUGGCGAGUAACACACUCAGCAGAGUCCUUCCUCUCCCAAAACGACCUUGUUCUCCUCCCUUCCCAAUCCCUCCGUCUCGAAUCCCUAAUCUCAUCCAUCAUCUCCCACUCUCCCUCUCCGCCUCUCUCUCCGCCGCACCGUGACUCCUGGUUCAGCCGCUUCCGCUCCGUCUCCGAUUCCCAAUGGCUCCACGCCUUCCGCAUGUUGAAGCCCACCUUCUCCCAUCUCCUCCACCUCCUCUCCCCCUCCCUCGCCCCCUCCUUCCCCCACAUCGCCCCCGACUGCGUCCUCGCCGCCGCCCUCUUCCGCCUCGCCCACGCCGCCCCCUACCCCGCCGUCUCCCGCCGCUUCGCCAUCUCCCCGGCGGACGCCUGCCGCGCCUUCUUCGCCGUCUGUAAGGCCCUCGCUGACAACCUCGGCCACCUCUUCGAGCUCCGCACCGACUCCCAGAGGGUCGUGGUGGGGUUCGGGUUCAGCUCCCUCCCCAACUGUUUCGGGGUUUUAGGAUUCGCUAGGUUCAAAAUCGACGAUUCAUUAUUGGGUGAAAAUGGAGCUUUAAUGGUUCAAGCCUUGGUGGAUUCCGAAGGAAGGUUCCUGGACGUCUCAGCAGGGUGGCCAAGUACCAUGAAACCCGAAACAAUUUUGCGUGAGACUAAGCUUUAUCGUGAGGUUGAAGAAUCCAAGGAAUUGUUGAAUGGGCCGUCUUAUAAUCUCAGCGAGGGUUGUUUGAUUCCGCAGUAUAUUCUGGGCGAUUCUUGUUUUCCCCUUUUGCCUUGGCUUUUGACGCCUUAUAAUAGAGUGAACGAGGAAGAUAGUUUUGGUUCCGCUGAGAGGGCCUUCAAUACUGCGCAUGACAAUGCGAUGGGGUUGCUUGGGGAUGCGUUUGCGAGGCUUCGUGCCAGCUGGCGGCUUCUCGCGGCUUCCAGGAAGUGGAAGCGGGACUGUGUUGAGCAUUUGCCCUUUGUGCUUGUUGCUGGUUGCUUAUUGCAUAAUUUUGUUCUCAAGUUCAAUGAGGCAAUGCCGGAUGAAGGGGUGGAAAAGGAAGAGGGGCUUCCUUCGUUUGAUGGAGUGGAGGAUGAGAGUGCUGUUAGGGUGAGAGAUGCACUUGCUUUGCAUUUGAGUAGGUUGAGCUUGAGAAAAUGAAUUAAUGAAUGUUGGAAGAACUAGUGGGUGUUUCAUUGGUGAACUUGUUUGAAAACCAUCUAUGGCCAUCAGUUCCAUUAUGUAGUAGCAUUUUGUCAUAUCCUAGGAUUUUUUUUCUGAAACUGCUAGUUAAUAAGUAAGGAGCAAGUUAUCAAAAAAUUUCCUUUGAAUGACAAAGGUGUAUGCAUUAGAGUUAGGUAGAAAAAUUCACAUGAUUAAAGUGUUUGAGUAGAAAGAAAUCUGCAAUGAAACUAAAUUCCAAUUAUUCUUAC